AUGGGAUCUGUGCAACUCCCCUCUACCGGCGCGCUCACUCCUCCAGCCACACCUACUAUUACCCGGCACCGAGGACAAUCAUUUCCUUCCUCACCACCUCAGGCUAUUACCUCGCUAGCGCAGCACGAUCAGAGUCCGUCGCUCGGUGUCCCCAAGGAGUUCCCUGUUGGCACUCAGGACUACGACAUGGAUAUCGCCAAGCCAUUGGGCACCGGCCUUUGGAGCAACGUCUUCCUGGCGAUACCAUCUUCACCUUCCACCACCGCCAGCGACCUGACGCCGCCGGUCACUCCAGUCAAAAGCGAGCACAGCCGCUUCGAAUCCUCCACCACCGCUCCGCCUCGCGCCUACGCCAUCAAGAUGCCAGCAGGCAGAUCCGCCAAGGCCGUCCUCCUGGCCGAAGCGAAGGCCCUGUCUCAGCUGUCCUCUAUACCCAACAGCCAAGACCACGUGGUGCCCUUCUACGGGUACGAUCCCCGGAACGGCGCCCUCGUCCUCGAAGCACUACCGCAGAGCCUCGAAGACUACGUCCUCCAGCAGCUCAACCCUCUCGACGCGGCGACGCGGUCUUCUAGCCUCACAGCUCUGUUCCCUAGUUGGGCAUUCUCUCUCGCUAAAAGCCUGGCUUGGCUUCACGACACCACCAACUUCGUCCACGCGGACAUCAAGCCCGGCAAUAUCCUUCUCAAACCCACUUCUUCACUGCCUUGUAGCGACGCUAUAACUAGCAGUCACAACGACUUCAAGCCCCUCUACGCCGACUUCUCAGCCUCCUUCCACCUCACCGCACCGCCCGAGAAGCCGACCGCGGGCGCGACAUGGGACUUCAUGGCGCCGGAGCAGCUGUCUUCAAAUCGAGAGCUGAGCGCGCCGACGCCGGCAUCGGAUGUCUAUGCCCUGGCUGUUACGCUGCUGUUUGUAAUCAUUGGGGAUUCACCGUUUGCGGCUGCGGGUAGCAAUCGCAUCUUGAAGAGACACAUGAUUGCCCAAGGAGACGCCAUGGGGUUCGCUAUUAACAACGAUAAUGUUGCGCGGCAGAGAUUAGAGGACUUGGAGGGGAGAUUGGAGGGGAGGUGUGAUGUUGGAAGGGUCUUGAGGAUGGCGUUGAAGAAGUCGAAAGAGGAGCGGCCCAGGGCGGAGCAGAUGGCGGAUUGGCUCGAAGUAGACCUUGGUGAUCCGCCGCAUGCACUGUAG
Molecule: messenger RNA, 1194 nt
Organism: Coniosporium apollinis CBS 100218
Lineage: Eukaryota; Fungi; Ascomycota; Dothideomycetes
Product: serine/threonine protein kinase
Exons: 1
Coding region: 1-1194 (397 amino acids)
Biological process (GO): protein phosphorylation
Molecular function (GO): protein kinase activity; ATP binding
Source: RefSeq, a predicted model, not a curated record